Molecule: messenger RNA, 1860 nt
Organism: Epithele typhae
Lineage: Eukaryota; Fungi; Basidiomycota; Agaricomycetes; Polyporales; Epitheliaceae
Product: DUF803-domain-containing protein
Exons: 8
Coding region: 1-1860 (619 amino acids)
Biological process (GO): magnesium ion transport
Cellular component (GO): membrane
Molecular function (GO): magnesium ion transmembrane transporter activity
Source: RefSeq, a predicted model, not a curated record
AUGCGCAUACCCUUCCUCCCGUCCGGCAUCGAGGACUCCAUCCCAGACGGCAUCGAUCUCCCACAAAUCUCCACCUCCACCGCCGCGGGAAUCGGCGUUGCAAUAGCGGGGAACGUCCUCAUCUCUCUCGCCCUCAACUGCCAGAAGCUCGCGCACAAACGAUUGGAGGACGAACGCGAGGCGGCCGCACAGGCACCCCGACCGCUACUCUCCCCCGACUCGGAUGGGCGCACGGCAGGGAACUCGAGCACUGGAGAGCUGGCGCAAGUUUCUGUUGUGCCUGCGGUAGUGGUGGAGACGGAGCCGUUGCUCGGGCGUGCGGGGCGCGCAGAGACAAUACCGCGAGCGCAAGACAGGAAAUGGCUCUUUUUCCGCAGGAAGACGAACCCGUUCGGUGUCAAAGAAGCGGACCACGCGCAUCUGGCGAGUACGCACGCUUUGUUGCCUGUCGAUGGGGUGCCUGUCGCCUCGAAUGGGUCUUCGCCUGCGCGCCGCAGCAAAGACAGCUCCCAGGCGGAGCCGGAGGAGAGCAAUUAUCUCAAGUCCAAGUUGUGGUGGCUCGGGUUUCUGCUCAUGAACCUGGGAGAGACGGGGAACUUCAUUUCGUACGCCUUUGCGCCGGCCUCUCUGGUGGCUCCCCUCGGAACGUUUGCUCUGAUUGCCAACUGCAUAUUCGCGCCUCUGAUGCUCAACGAGCGAUUCCGGAAGCGCGACUUCCUGGGAAUCAUCAUCGCCAUCCUCGGAGCCGUAACCGUCGUUCUCUCAGCGAACCCGUCUGACACCAGGUUGGAUCAAGACGGCUUAAUCAAGGCAAUCACCCAGCGGCCCUUUCAACUUUAUACCCUCGUAUACAUUGUCGGCAUCAUCAUCCUCUCCAGUCUCUCCGAGGGACCCACCGGCAAACAGUUUGUCUAUGUAGAUGUUGGUCUAUGCGCCCUCUUUGGCGGCUUCACCGUGCUUUCCACCAAGGCAUUCUCUACCCUGUUGACCUUGGAAUGGCUCCAGAUUUUCACCGAAUGGAUCACCUAUCCGACCGUUGCCAUCCUCGUUGGAACGGGUGUGGGACAGAUCAAGUACCUCAACCGAGCCCUGAUGCGUUUCGACAGCAAACUUGUUGUCCCCACACAGUUUGUUCUCUUCAAUCUCUCCGCUAUCGUCGGCUCUGCCUUGCUCUACGGCGAUUUCAAGAAGGCGACUUUCCACCAGAUGGUUACUUUCCUCUACGGAUGCGGCGCCACCUUCGCAGGCGUGUUCCUCAUCGCAUGGGCUCCCGCUCCGCCUCCACAUCACGAAAAUGUGGACGAAGAGGACGAGGGAGACGACACCUACGACACGCACACGCUUCGGCCCAAAUCGCGAUCGCCCAUCUCUGUAAUAGCGGCAGACGGAACCGGUCCCGCCGUCGCACGCGCUCGAGUUGGCAGCGCUGCCCGUCGACGCCCGCCGCUCGUCAUUCCCGAAGCCGGGUCUCAGGAGAUGCCAGUCAUUCGCACCCGAAAGAGCGUCGUGAGCCUGUACGGCUUCUCGCCCGCCCAGCGCGUGCUCCUGAUCGGCUCCUCCCCACAGGAGGAGCUCUUCCGCCCGCUGCACGACCCGGAGCGCGACCCCGGCGUGCCGGCGCCGGCGACGACGCCCGAGUCGCUCAGCCGCCGGCGCGCGGUCAAUUGGCUCGACAGCGAGUUCGGGGGGUGGGCGACCCCAGCGUCGUCCGCGCGGCGGUACGGUGCGACGGCGUCCACUGCGGCGUCCGCCGCGGCGUCACGCGAACCGAGCCGGGUGCGCGACCGGACGCAGUCGUCCCCCGCAGGCCCGGCGCGCCCAGGGACGAGUCGCGCGAGCAGUGUCGAUCCGUUCGCGUGA